GCUCUAUGAGCCACCUCAACGUUAAACUUCCUCCUCUUCGGACGGACACUGCUAUCGCGUUGAAUCGCCUUCAGCAGGAUGGACGUCAUACUGGCCAUUGUGGCGGCACUGUAAACCCUUUGGCUUUGCCGCCCCCGAGCCCGGUCCCGGCAAUUACAGGUCAUGACCUCAUGGCCAUGUUUCCCCCGAAGUCGCCGCAGACGGUGCGCAUGGGCAGCGCAGCGAGCUGCACCGUCUUCGCCCAACAGGAGCGGGCUUUUCUCUCGAGCCCGCCAACGGCGCGGGGCUUGCCGAGACACGACUCAGGCACUACGGACCGUGUGGAGACUGUUCAUUCGGCGAAGAUGAGCGCGCCACAGAGCUCAGCCCCUUCGCCGACGGCAGCAACCCUAAGCGGGGAUAAGCUUCCUGAUGGAAAAGACGAGCGAGAGGUUACGGCAAACAAUGAUCGUCGCCUCGCUGGAUACGGUCUUUCUUCUCAGAAGGGCCGCGCUAGCAUGAAAGACUCGGGAAUGCGGCGGUCUCGCUCUCGUGCAUGCUCCGAUGCGGCAAAGAACCAGGGUGCGCAUGACACUCUCGCCUUCGGAGCUCGGCAUCCCAAGCAGCCCGUUGACGAAGCCUUGCCUGUUGCUGACUGCCUCGGGAGCAAUGGGAAGCCAUCCAUAACCGCUAUUCACGCUCGCCGGCUCGACAGGGAGACAGGCCUCACUUUCAUCGAAACCAACUACAAGAAGGGUAACGAAGCUCCAUUUGUAUUCGUGAACCAGGUUAUGUGACAACUCGCUCGAAUGCUCUCGCCUGAAGGGGGGCCAAACACUGAAACGUCCUAUGUAUCCGUGCUUUUCUCCAUCCUCUGUAAAUAUUCUUUAUGCAUGUCAGUAACCGCUGAUGCAUGCCUGCGCCUGCGUGUAUCCACGCUCUGUGAGUCUUCAACACGGCUUCACACUGUAGUAGACGAGUCUUGUAGCCCCAGUUAGAAUUCCAUU
Phanerochaete carnosa HHB-10118-sp is the source of this 986-nucleotide messenger RNA. RefSeq lists its product as uncharacterized. The transcript is spliced from 3 exons. The record is from RefSeq and is a predicted model, not a curated record. The coding region runs from base 171 to 776 and encodes 201 amino acids. Lineage: Eukaryota; Fungi; Basidiomycota; Agaricomycetes; Polyporales; Phanerochaetaceae.